AUGAGGUUCUCCUUAUUAUUAAAGGUAGGAGCUUCUGGAGUUUCUGGCUCGCUUCGAGGACCAGCAUCGCUCCUGGGGAACAAUCCUUCUAUACCGGUACCGACUGAACCAACAACGGUGGUUCCCCCCGAUGAAUUUGAGCUGGCACCAGGACAAACAGAGGAUGAGCAGCUUGGUCUCUACCUUGACCUCUCGAAAGUCAAGAAUCCUCAGCCGAUACGGGGAGGAUCGACCGGCCCGACAGAUCCUGGUCCAAGGACAGAAGCGUAUGACCGCCUCAAUAGCGACUUGUUCAUUCCACCUGGAACCGAUUCCGGAGAUGUAGGGAAUGCGAAAUGGCCGUUUGGACUCUCCCACAAUCGACACGGCUUAGCUGGCGCAGGCUGGGCUAGACAACAGAACGUUGAUCAGCUUCCAAUCGCUACCGCCAUGGCUGGCGUCAAUAUGAGGCUGUCGCCGCAUGCGUAUCGAGAGCUCCACUGGCACAAAUCUGGAGAGUGGGCUUUGAUGUUAAAUGGAUCUGUUCGCAUCACUGCAGUGAAUGAGGCAGGACAGACCUUUGUUGAUGAUGUUACGGCCGGCGAUGUAUGGUUUUUCCCUAAAGGCGUUCCGCACUCUAUUCAAGCAUUUGAAAAUGGAUGCGAGUUCCUCCUAGUCUUCGACGACGGAGAGUUCAGCGAAGACGAAACUUUCCUCGUCUCAGAACUCAUGGAGCGCAAUCCCGAAAGCGUCGUCGCGAAGAACUUCCGGACCUCGGUCGAGACGUUCAAGAAGCUGCCGGAUGGGCAACUGUGGAUCUUCCCUGGAACACCUGCCCCAAAGAAUAUCCAAGACCAAAACGUUACAGGACCCGCUGGUUUUCUGCCAAAGGAAGCCUCAUACAGUUACCAUCUGUCCCAACAACAACCCUACAGAGUUCCUGGAGGCAGCAUCAAAGUGAUUGAUCCAGCAACAUUCCCCAUCGCAAAAAUGUUUUCCGCCGCUCUUGUCACCGUAGAACCGGGCGCUAUGCGAGAAAUGCACUGGCACACCACAUCAGAUGAGUGGACAUAUUUCUUACAAGGCACCGCUCGUCUCACCGUCUACCAAGCCCCGGCGUCUAGCCGCACAUUCGACUUUUCAGCCGGUAACGUCGGCUACAUCCCCGUUCCAAACGCGCACUAUCUCGAGAACACAGGUAGCGAACCUCUAAUCUUAUUGGAAGUGCUGCAAGCAACAAGCUACAGCGAUAUCAGCGUGAACCAAUGGCUUGGUCUUACUCCGAAGCAGAUUGUCAAGGAUCAUUUGAAUGUUGAUGAUGCGUUUGUGGAUACCCUGCCUAAGUCGGAGCCGUUCAUUGUGCCGGGCAAUAAGGAUAUGACGACAACGAACUUCACGGGAACCUAGGAGUAAUGAGGCUGGCGAGGCCAUGGCCGGGUGUUGUCGGAUUGUGGUAAAUAAUUGUGGACAAACGGUUGUUUGGAGCAUCUUCUUCAGAGGCUCUGUGAGCAAG
Molecule: messenger RNA, 1492 nt
Organism: Lindgomyces ingoldianus
Lineage: Eukaryota; Fungi; Ascomycota; Dothideomycetes; Pleosporales; Lindgomycetaceae
Product: Bicupin, oxalate decarboxylase/oxidase
Exons: 3
Coding region: 1-1386 (461 amino acids)
Biological process (GO): oxalate metabolic process
Source: RefSeq, a predicted model, not a curated record